This is a messenger RNA of Acanthisitta chloris (rifleman), 976 nucleotides long. It is a transcript of the gene NEK6, whose product is annotated as NIMA-related kinase 6. Lineage: Eukaryota; Metazoa; Chordata; Aves; Passeriformes; Acanthisittidae. Gene Ontology annotation, molecular function: ATP binding; protein kinase activity. The transcript has 9 exons. The record is from RefSeq and is a predicted model, not a curated record. The coding region runs from base 32 to 976 and encodes 314 amino acids. Gene Ontology annotation, biological process: protein phosphorylation.
AGAACUGUAAGGCAGAGCUUGGUAUGAUACCAUGGAAGGGCAGCACAACCAUCCACAUCAUCUAGGGGACCAGAACAACCCUCUGUGCAAGCUGCCAGGGCAGGAAUUCCAGCAUGAUCCUCAGAGACACCUGACGUCUUUCCCCUACCGCUGCACCUUGGCUGACUUCCAGAUAGAGAAGAAGAUCGGACGAGGCCAAUUCAGUGAGGUUUACAGAGCAACUUGUCUGCUGGACAGAAAACCUGUGGCACUAAAGAAAGUCCAGAUCUUUGAAAUGAUGGAUGCCAAGGCCAGGCAGGAUUGCAUUAAGGAGAUUGACCUCUUGAAGCAACUGAACCACCCCAAUAUAAUUAAGUAUUUGGAUUCCUUUAUUGAAGACAAUGAGCUCAACAUUGUCCUGGAGUUGGCUGACGCUGGAGAUCUCUCUCAGAUGAUUAAGUAUUUUAAAAAGCAGAAACGGUUAAUCCCGGAAAGGACAGUGUGGAAAUAUUUUGUGCAGUUAUGCAGUGCAGUGGAACACAUGCACUCCCGCAGGGUGAUGCACAGAGACAUAAAACCAGCCAACGUGUUCAUAACAGCCACGGGGGUGGUGAAGCUGGGAGAUCUUGGACUGGGCCGGUUUUUCAGUUCUAAAACCACUGCAGCACAUUCCUUAGUGGGAACUCCAUACUAUAUGUCCCCAGAACGAAUACAUGAAAACGGCUAUAACUUUAAGUCUGAUAUCUGGUCUUUGGGCUGUUUGUUGUAUGAGAUGGCAGCUCUGCAGAGUCCCUUCUAUGGAGACAAAAUGAACCUGUUCUCUCUUUGCCAAAAAAUAGAGCAAUGUGACUACCCACCUCUUCCAGCAGAGCAUUACUCUGAAAAGCUGCGGGAGCUGGUCAGCAUGUGCAUAUACCCCGACCCCGACCAGAGGCCUGACAUCGGCUACGUGCACCAGGUGGCCAAACAGAUGCACGUGUGGACCUCGAGCACAUGA